GUAUCAUUUCGGGACCGGGUGACGUGUUCCUGUGGUCAAUCACGUGACCCCCCCCCCCCCCUUGCCACGGACCAAUCGGGUGGCGCGGCGUCCUGGGCAGAGCAAAGAAAGGAAGAGGGUGGAGGGGUGGAAUCAUUUUUUCCUUUUUACGAUUUUUAAUCCGGCAACUCCAACGGUGGUCGUUGACAUCAUCCCGCGCUCCAUAAAAAGGUGACUGUCUGCAGCGUCACUCUCACCCUCACGCUGGCCCUCGGACUCCUCUCUGACGUGACCACGGCCCUUCCUCUCGCAGCCGACAUGGAGCCCAUCAAGGUCCAAUCAGAAGGUGGACUGAAUGUGACCCUCACCAUCAGGCUGCUGAUGCACGGCAAGGAGGUCGGGAGCAUCAUAGGAAAGAAAGGGGAGACGGUAAAGAAAAUGCGUGAAGACAGUGGCGCCCGUAUCAACAUCUCAGAGGGCAACUGCCCCGAACGGAUAGUCACCAUCACGGGGCCGACGGAUGCCAUCUUCAAGGCCUUCGCCAUGAUAGCCUACAAGUUUGAGGAGGAUAUCAUCAACUCUAUGAGCAACAGUCCUGCCACCAGCAAACCCCCCGUGACCCUGAGGCUUGUGGUCCCGGCCAGCCAGUGCGGCUCGCUCAUUGGCAAAGGGGGCUCCAAAAUCAAAGAGAUGAGAGAGUCCACAGGGGCUCAGGUCCAGGUGGCAGGCGACAUGCUCCCCAACUCCACUGAGAGGGCCGUGACCAUCUCUGGGGCACCUGAGGCCAUCAUCCAGUGUGUCAAACAAAUAUGUGUGGUGAUGCUGGAGUCCCCACCGAAAGGUGCCACCAUCCCCUACCGCCCAAAGCCUGCCUCCACCCCUGUCAUUUUUUCAGGUGGCCAGGUAAGAGCAGACCCACUGGGGGCGUCCACAGCCAACCUCAGCCUCUUACUGCAGCACCAGCCACUGCCUGCUUACACCAUCCAAGGACAGUAUGCCAUCCCACAUCCAGACCAGUUGAGCAAGCUCCACCAGUUGGCUAUGCAGCAAACCCCCUUUACCCCCCUCGGACAGACCACCCCUGCCUUCCCCGCAGCAGGUCUGGAUGCCAGUAACCAGGCCAGUACUCAUGAACUCACCAUUCCCAAUGAUCUAAUAGGCUGCAUAAUUGGACGCCAGGGAACCAAAAUCAACGAGAUCCGUCAGAUGUCUGGGGCACAGAUCAAAAUUGCUAACGCCAUGGAAGGGUCAUCGGAACGCCAGAUCACCAUCACAGGGACCCCCGCCAACAUUAGCCUGGCCCAGUACCUCAUCAAUGCAAGGUUCCGAGACGUGGCGGCCAUGUGGAACGACCCAUCCUCCAUGACCACAUCCUGAGGUCCCUGUCUGGCUCUUCCAUCUGACCCUUCCCAACGACUGACGACGCCCUCCAGACUCUGGCUCUGGCUCUCCGAAAACCCUGCGCACCGGCCGCCCUGGUCUUCCACACACCAGCGAGGGCCGAGAGCUGGCUUUGAUUUCAGAGAGCCACUUAAAUUAAGAUUUUAGCUAAAAAAAAAAAAAAAGAAAAAAGAAAAGAAAAAAAGAGAGAGAACUCUCUGUUGAUUAGGUUUUUUUUUUUUGUUUUAGAGAACUGUUGAAGCAUGUUGAAUGUUUAUUAGCAAAAACUUGUGUUACUUUUUGUCUUUCUUUCAAUCUGUUUCUCUCUCUCUGGGCUGCGUCAUAGAACAUUUCACGAGCAUAAUAGGUAAACGAGCAAAAAUCGGGCAGAACAUAGUUGUGUGCAUCGAUUACAACUCAACGAUGCUAUCGGCAGAGUGUGGUGGGAUGUAGCCACAUUUUUACAAUAUCUUAGAGAAAGGAAGAUUUUAGUAAAAAUGACCUUUUCCGCCUCUGACCCAAUUUGCAUCUUUGUCGAGUUACAUCUCAUAACCCCUUUUAGCCAACGAUAUUACUCCUAGAGCCUCUCAUUUCGUGCUUAUCUCCGAUAUUUACAUUAUUACUUAUAUUGCAUGUGUUAAGUGUCGUAUCGUUGUGUAUUUGAGCAGAACCUGUUCAGUGGACCUUGAAAUGUUAUUAUAGCUUUGUGCUCCUGCUUUUCUCCGCUAAUGUUUUCAGCAUUAUUUUUCUGGCCGCUCAUGUGCAGCCCCACACCCUGCCCAGACCUAUAGCCUCCUUCUAUGACUAGUAUACAUGCAUGAAUGGAAUUAGAGACAUCUCAGUGGCUAAAAUAGCGCUGACAGGAAAAAUUUAAAAUGAUUGUUUAUGAUCAUACUGUAUUUGUUUUGUACAAGGACUUUGAUGACAAGUUGUCAACUACGCGGCGCUCAUGCAAUAGAAGAUUCAACACUUUACUCCGGACUGCCUCUGACGUGCGAGGGAUUAGUUGGUCUUGGGUUUCGUCCAAAACCUUUGUAGCUCUUUUCUCUGAUGGAAAAGAAAGGAAGAUCUUAAGAGCAAAUGAAGGGAAAGAAGCCGAAUUUUCCCACCAAAAGAGGUUGGACCGAGCCAAAUGGUAUUUGGGGGCCAAGGAAUGUUCAGGGGUUCAUCGGGUAGGAACCCAGGGGGGCCUGGGCGGGGACCACUCGGUCUCUUUUUCACGAUUGUUUAUUUCUUUCAUUGUUCAGUCGAGGCUUUAAGUUUGAAUGUCUUUUUAUGGUCACAGCUGUGUCAGCAACUUCGUUGGUUAUUAUUUUUCGGAACAACGACCUGCUUCGUUGGUUGUUUUUGGUUCUCCGUCAGUCAACUUCACCUAACCUAGCACUGAUGCGGGAUGGAGGCAAGGAUGAUAUUUGGUCAAACUCUACUAUAGUUCUGUGUUGAUGUACACAAACAGCUGUUGAAUGUUACUGUCCAAGUCACGUGAUCUACCAUCCAACACGGCAACCGUCGCUACUUUUAUUCUACAGCCUUCAACUCAAACGCGGACGCGUUGCAAGCGGUCAUUCUGCAAUAAUUCUUACAGUUUGAUGUGACAGUCGAGCUGAGCAGUGAAACGAUAGCUUUGUGUUUCGAAUAUUUGGGUUGACUAGAAUGUCCAACGCUGUCAUUCGUAUAGUUUCGGAAAUAUGCACAGAAGAGCAGAGGCCUCGUCGGCGGUCUGUCUGCAUUCGGGUCAAUUCUUUCUCGAUGUAUAAUUGAUGGCAAAGCAGGAAUAUUCCGUUCAAGUGGUUGCAGUGUGAUUUCAAUAACAUUGAUAUUCAUGUAUAAUUAUGUGUUUGAAAACUGUAUUUAUUUACAUUUGUGUAUACGACUCUGAAGAAAACUGCAAAUAAUGCAAUAAUAGGGUGAAAUGUGCAAUUAUUUAUUCUUUUGUUUUUGGCUUAGUCAGAAGAGCUUUGUAGUUUACAGAAUAAAAAAACAUAACAAUUACCAUUUUACAUUUGCGGCAGGUUUUGUUUUUCAGCAUUCGUUUGUGUGUAUUGCUUUUUUUGGGGGGGGUGGGGGAAGUCAUUGAUUGAUUUGAUUUAUUUGCUCUGUGCAGAUCUAUAUUAGUUGUGAGUAACUACAUAUGUUUCAUUUCAAAGUCUUGGUAAGUAUAACAACAAAUAAAGUUUCAGUUUUUCUUUCUGUGA
Molecule: messenger RNA, 3554 nt
Organism: Entelurus aequoreus (snake pipefish)
Lineage: Eukaryota; Metazoa; Chordata; Actinopteri; Syngnathiformes; Syngnathidae
Product: poly(rC)-binding protein 3-like
Exons: 13
Coding region: 298-1356 (352 amino acids)
Biological process (GO): regulation of RNA metabolic process; regulation of gene expression
Cellular component (GO): cytoplasm; nucleus
Molecular function (GO): mRNA binding
Source: RefSeq, a predicted model, not a curated record